Molecule: messenger RNA, 2359 nt
Organism: Schistocerca nitens (vagrant locust)
Lineage: Eukaryota; Metazoa; Arthropoda; Insecta; Orthoptera; Acrididae
Product: protein Skeletor, isoforms B/C
Exons: 14
Coding region: 143-2242 (699 amino acids)
Source: RefSeq, a predicted model, not a curated record
CUCCAGUGCGCGACGACACACAUGCAGCGCGACCACCGCCACCGGCACCGCCACCGCCGCUGCUAGCGCCCGCGCACAACCACCCACAACCACACACUCUCUCUCACAAACACACACGCACCGAACCGCCGGCCCGCCCGCCAUGGAGCGGCCGCUUGCUUUCGCCGCCGCCAUCUUGGCGCUCACAUUACCCUACGGAGUGCCCGCGGCGUCCCGUGGCAGCAGCAACUACUACGGCAAACUCAUCGGCCCCCUGACCGAGUACGCACACGGCAUCCGAGGCACCGCGUACGCCGUCGACGAGUCCACGAUCUUCAUCAAGGGCUUCUCCUACGACGGCACCGGCCCAGACGCGUUCUUCUGGGUCGGCAACACGUCCAGACCUUCGCCAGACGGCUACAUCGUACCAUACCCAGAUGACUACAAAGGCAGAGAGCCUCCAAUGCUGAAGGCUUACAACAACACGGACGUGAUCCUGAGGCUGCCCGGGGGCAAGCGGAUCCGCGACAUCAAGUGGCUGAGCGUCUGGUGCCGGCGGUUCACGGUGAACUUCGGCGAGGUGUUCAUCCCUCUGGGACUGGAGGUGCCCAAGGCGCGCGUCCUGCCCGAGUUCAAGCGGCUGGCGCACGGCCUGCGCUCGGGCAACAUCAGCGUGCUCGACGCCAAGACCUUCUACAUCCCCAACCUGCACUACGACGGCGCCGGGCCCGACGCCUACUUCUGGGUCGGCAACGGCACCGAACCCAGCCCGCUCGGCAUCAAGGUGCCCAACGAGAUAGGCAGCCUGGACCCGCUGCGCGGCUACCAGGGCGAGGACAUCGAGAUCCAGCUGCCGGGCAACCUGACCGUGUACGACAUCGACUGGCUGGCGGUGUGGUGCGUGCAGUACCGCCACAACUUCGGGCACGUGCUCAUCCCCAAGGACCUGGACGUGCCGCCGGCGCUGGGGCAGACCAAGAUCACUACGAGCAGCACGGCGCCAGCGCCCGGGGACGUGGAGGAGGUGGGCUCGGGCAACUGCCGGCAGCUGCUGGGCGACCGCCUGCAGGUGCGCUGGCAGAUGAUGGCCGACGGCGUGCAGGUGCAGCUGGACGCGCGCAUCCGCGAGGACCAGUACGUCGCCUUCGGGCUCAGCGGCGAGCAGGGCAGGUCGACCAUGGUGGGCGGCGACGUGGUGGUGGCGUUCUACGACGCGUCGACGGGCCAGUUCCGCGCCGACGACUACUACAUGUCGGCGACGGCGCAGUGCGACGGCCAGAACGGCGUCUGCCCCGACGAGCGACUGGGCGGCCGCAACGACGUCGUCGUCGUCUCGGGCCGACGGACCCGCGGCGUCACCACCGUCGUCUACAAGCGACCUCUGCGUACCAACGAGCCGGUACACGACCGUGCCAUCCCGUCGCAGGGCGCGGUCUCCGUCAUCGCUGCAAUCGGGCCACUCAACACGCGCAAAGAAGCAAAUGCGCAUGCGCCCACGGACAAGACCGCAGAUGACAUACGGAUUGACUUCAGCAGCCGUGAUGAUAACGACUGCGUGAUAUCCCCAUCAGAUGUGACAGAAGCACCUACUAUCAAACCUUGGCCAGUCGAAAAAAUCCUGGGAGAAACACAAUUCACGGCGCGCAUCGGACCCACUGGUGGGAAACGCGGUUACACCCCAAUCACAGGACAUCCUUCAUGGGGAAUUGCAUGGUACAUAAAUGACCGCCUCAUACCAGAAAUAACAGUUGAGAGAGGUCAGACAUACACCUUUAUGGUAGAAGGAGGUAAUGAUCGCACAAAUCCUGCACGUUACCAUCCCUUCUACAUAACUGACAGUGAUGAGGGUGGUUUUGGCCAAAAGUCGGAAGAGGAUCAGAAAGAGCAGAGAGUUUUUGCAGGUGUUGGCUAUGAUGCAGAGGGCUAUCCCUAUCCCACGGCAGCUGGACGUUACUGUGAAUGGACACACAAAACCAUUGAUAAAUCAGCAGAGACAGAAACAUUUGAAGAAUUCCUAAAAACAUUGAGACUAGUGUGUGAUGAUGGUGCACCAGCUUACCUCAACUGGACUGUUGAUGAGGAAACACCAGACUUGGUUUACUAUCAGUGUUACACCCACAAUAACUUGGGCUGGAAGAUACAUGUCGUGGAUCGAGGACGGUGGUCACAACGAAAUGGUACAAAUUCAGGCACUGUGGUAGUGCCAUCUCUGGUCCUUCUGAUAGCUGUUCUGCUGAACACCAUUCUGCUCUUUCAGAGAUGAAACAUAGACAAUAAGUUUGACAAUAAGAUAUUUGCAUUUGUAUUUUUUUAGGGUGAGUUGUAACCAAUUUUUAAUUUUUCUACAUCCAUGAACAUAAAUUUGCAUUUACGCACAGAA